AUGCACCUGCCCGGCUGCGCCCCCGCCAUGGCCGACGGCAGCUUCUCGCUUGCCGGCCACCUGCUCCGCAGCCCGGGAGGAAGCACCUCGCGGCUGCACAGCAUCGAGGCUAUCCUGGGAUUUACCAAGGACGACGCGAUCCUCGGUUCCUUCUCCGCGGAGCCGGGCGCCCGGGGCGCGAAGGAGCGGGAUAGGAGGCCGGGAGCGCGGGCCGCCUGCCCCAAGGCGCCCGGGGGAGGCGGCGAGCCCUCCCCGCAGCCUGCCCCGGCGCCUGCUCCGGAGUACGAAGCCCCUCGACCCUAUUGCCCCAAGGAGCCUGGGGAGGCACGGCCGAGCCCAGGGCUGCCGGUCGGUCCCGCCACCGGGGACGCGAAGCUGUCGGAGGAGGAGCCCAAGAAGAAGCACCGGCGGAACCGCACGACCUUCACCACAUACCAGCUGCACGAGCUGGAACGCGCGUUCGAGAAGUCGCACUACCCCGACGUGUACAGCCGCGAGGAGCUGGCCGGCAAAGUCAACCUACCCGAAGUCCGGGUCCAGGUGUGGUUCCAGAACCGACGGGCCAAGUGGCGGCGGCAGGAGAAGCUCGAAGUGUCGUCCAUGAAGCUGCAAGACUCGCCCCUCCUCUCCUUCAGCCGCUCCCCGCCCGCCGCGAUUGGCAAUGAGAUUUUGGAGAAAGAGCGCUACUUGCUAGGCUUAAAUAUACUGAAAGGGAGGUUAAAAACGAGGUAA
Molecule: messenger RNA, 732 nt
Organism: Leptonychotes weddellii (Weddell seal)
Lineage: Eukaryota; Metazoa; Chordata; Mammalia; Carnivora; Phocidae
Gene: RAX
Product: retina and anterior neural fold homeobox
Biological process (GO): positive regulation of transcription by RNA polymerase II
Molecular function (GO): RNA polymerase II cis-regulatory region sequence-specific DNA binding; DNA-binding transcription factor activity, RNA polymerase II-specific
Source: RefSeq, a predicted model, not a curated record